Messenger RNA from Seminavis robusta, 2191 nucleotides. NCBI's taxonomy places the organism in Eukaryota, Bacillariophyta, Bacillariophyceae, Naviculales, Naviculaceae. The record is from the annotation of a GenBank genome assembly.
CGAGAAACCGACGGCGAAGAUCUUGGACGAGAUCCACCCACCCAUGUUGUGGUGAGUGAGAAGCUUUAUCAAUCUUUCCUCUUUUGAUCCUCUUUCCCACAAUUCUCACUUCUCAACAAGAACAACGCAAAAGAAGAAAAAGAGAGCUACAUCCUCCUCCUCAUUUUAAUCCAUUGAAUUUGUUUGAAGCACCAACAUUGAUUUUCGAUUUUCGAUUUUCGACCAUGGCAUCUGGAAUGAUUGAAAAACUGAACGCGGCAGUCCACCACUCGCCUGUGGGUCGUUUCUUUGACUUUGAAGGUCGCAAGACGAAUUUUACCUCGGAGUUUCGAGGAGCCGCUGCUACCUUUAUGAGCAUGGCGUACAUUUUGGCUGUGAACCCACGCAUUUUGGCUGACUCGGGAGGUCCCUGUGUUCCCAACGAAGACGACGGCGGUAUCUUUGGUGACACCUACCUGGAAUGCCAAGAAGCCAUCAAGCGCGAGUUUGUUACAUCCACGGCCAUUGCCAGUCUCUUUGGUUGUUUGUGCAUGGGAUUAUUGGCCAACUUGCCCAUCGCCUUGGCACCUGGUAUGGGAAUGAACGCAUACUUCACCUACAGCGUGGUGGGAUGGCGUGGAACUGGAAAAAUCGGAUACGAAGCUGCCGUUACCGCCGUCCUCAUUGAGGGUGUCAUCUUUUCCUUCUUGGCCCUCACUGGAGUUCGCCAUGCGAUCACCAAACUCAUCCCUGAACCUGUUCGUGUCGCUACCCCCGCCGCCAUUGGAUUCUUCUUGGCUCAUUUGGGUCUUCAGACCGCUGAGGGUAUCGGUAUCGUGGUUAGUGAUAUCGCCACUGCUGUCACUCUGGGAGCAUGCCCCGAAGACAAGCGUACACCCAUUGUGGCAUACACCGACGCCUGUAAAAAUGAGGGAAUCUGUACUAUCAGCGACGCAUACACUUGCGAUGAUCUUGGCGGUGUCAUGACUUCCCCAACUGCCUGGGUCGGAAUCUUGGGACUGAUGAUCAUGCUCAUCCUCAUGGCUUACCAAAAUCGUUCUGCCUUCAUCAUUGGAAUUGGAUUCAUCACAUUCAUCUCCUGGUUCCGUGGCACUGCUAUUACCUACUUCCCUGAUACCCCCGCUGGAAAUGAACGCUUUGAAUACUUCAAGAAAGUCGUGUCAAUUGAACCAUUGGAUAAACUCUUGGCCAACUACACUUCAGAUCUGGGAAGUGUCGGUGUUGCCUUGUUCACCUUCUUGUACGUCGACUUUUUGGAUACCUCCGGUACUUUGCUGGCUCUCGUUCAGGAUCUCGGAUACACCGACGAAGCUGGAGACUUCCCACGAAGCCGAUGGGCAUUUGCCAGUGAUGCCUUCGCAACCAUGUUUGGAAGCAUCUUUGGACUCUCUCCUGUCACUUCCUACAUUGAAUCUGGUGCUGGAGUUAAAGCUGGAGCCAGAACUGGAAUGGCUGCCUGCAUCUGUGGAUUCUUCUUCUUCUUGAGCAUCUUCUUUGCUCCCAUCAUUGCCGCCAUCCCCCCGUGGGCCACUGGAGGUGCACUCAUCAUUGUCGGGGCCAUCAUGUCCAAGUCCUUGGCCAAUGUCAAAUGGUACAACCUCUCCCACGCAACCAGUGCCUUCUUGACUGUCAUCAUCAUGCCCUUGACCUACAGUAUCGCUAACGGACUCAUCGCCGGAAUUGGCAGUUUUCUCAUCAUGGAAGGAACCUUCUUCCUGCUCAAGUUCCUUGGAAUCCCCAAACCUCAAUUUUACCCCUUUGGAGAAGAACCCAGCAACGACGCGCAAGACGAGGCUGAUGACGACAACAAGGAUCCCGAUCCCACGCUCAAGAUCCCCACUGGCGGCGACGCUGAAUCGGAAGAAAUCAACGACUCUGCAGAGAUCCAAAAGGACGAAAGUUUGCGCAUGGAGGUCUCCGCGUAGGCUCCAUCGAUUCGACUCACCGACCAAACAAGUGUGCUGAUUUUAUGUUUUGCAAUUUUUGAACCAGACCACACCAGACAAUUGUUCUUCCUAUGAACCGCACAUUUUUAUAUGAAGCCCAACGACAACAACUACUACUACUUACUGCAUUUUGAACAAGUUACUGCAGUACAACGAGUCGCAUUAAUGUCUCGACAUUGUGAAGUACUAAAGUAUCUAUUUUUUACUACUAGAAACGGACGUACCUGGUACCACAAAACCCUGCA